Messenger RNA from Closterium sp. Naga37s-1, 3624 nucleotides. The record is from the annotation of a GenBank genome assembly. NCBI's taxonomy places the organism in Eukaryota, Viridiplantae, Streptophyta, Zygnematophyceae, Desmidiales, Closteriaceae.
AUGGCCGGUAGGAAAGUUUCCGCCUUGUUUCGCGCCCGACCCGCAGGGCCAUUUCUCCCCCUACCCGCACUGCUUCUGCUCGGCGCAGCGGCGGCGGCUGCAGAGUGGUAUCUCGGUGGACGGGUGCCGCUGACGUGGAUCGUGGCGUUUUUGGCAAUGACGAUGAUGUGGCAUCACAGCGUGCGAGGGGAGCAGCAGCAGCGCAGGCUGCACGAUGAGCGGCGGGCGGAGGAGGAGCGCAGGGAGAUGUGGCAGCAGAAGCUUCUCAGGGACCUGGCGGUGUCAGCGCGUGAGCCUGCGGACUGGCUGAACAAGCUGCUCGUGCUGCUCUGGCCCAACGUGCUGCACCCCCGCACUCUCGCCGCCACGCAGGCCGCCAUGCAGAGCAUCAUGGACAAGGAUGUGCCGCCGCAUGUGCAAUCAGUGGAGAUUCUAGAGAUGGAUUUCGGAGACGCAGCGCCGCAAGUGGGUCCCCUCGGCCUGUUCUGGUCAACGCGCCAGCCGCACAAGACCCACUCAACUGCCCGCCAUGGGGGUGCCGCUGCUGCUGCUGCUGCUGGGCUCACGGCUGACGGGCAGUCCAGUGGUGGAGUAGCAGGAGGAGGGGGAGGAGGAGUAGUAGGGGGAGAAGGAGAGGGCGGGACGGAGGGCGCAAGGGAACAGCGUGAGCAGCACGAGAGUGAGCGUGGGAACGAGCACACGCAGGGGGAGGAGGGGGAGGAGGAGGAGCAAGGGCUGAAUGUGGACGUGCGGUGGGGCAGCAGCGGGCUGUCUGUGGUGCUGGCAGUGCACUUCGCCUCAGACGCCCCUUUCCCCUCCUCCUCCUCGCACUCCCUCCUGCCCGCCUCCUCGUCGCUCUCCUCGUCACAGCACGGCACGCCGCACUCCCUCGCCUCCUCCUCCUCUGUGGCUCCCGCCGGGUUCAAUAUCCAGCUGGCUAUAUCUAACGUCGCUGUUGCCGGCACGGUGCGCGUGGUGCCGGUGUGCAGUGGCGGCGCGCUGCUGUGGUCGUUUGUGCGCCCGCCCGCCGUGUCCUUCUCCCUCGCCCUGCACCACCACACCAACGCCGACGCCGCGCUCUUCCUCAUCGCCGGCUUCGACGACUGGCUGACGCGAGUGCUCUCGUCCUACAUUGCAGCCCAUGCUGUUGACCCAGUCAAGAAGCUGCUACCCCUCACGCUCCCUCCUCCCUCCCUCUCCCCCGCUCCUCCCCUACUCCUCCCCGCUCCCCUCCCCUCCGUUGUGGGCGGUUACCUCUCGCUCUCCCUCCUCUCCGCCUCCAAUCUCGUCCAACCAUCUGAUUCUCCUAGCAACGCCCCGCCUCCUCCAUCUGCUGCCGCUGCUAAUGCUGCAGCGGCACCAGCGCCAUUGCCAGAAGCAGGGGCAGGGGCUGCAGGGGAGGAGGCAAGGGGGGCAGUGGUGGGUCCAUGUGUGGUGGAGGUGCAGUGUGGGGAUAUACGUAGAGCUUCCUUGCCCAGCGUCACUUCAGGCCGAAACCCCAUGUGGUCCUCCUCACCUACUGCAGCUGCUGCUGCUGCUGGGGAUGCAGGGGAAGGAGGUGCAGCAGGAGGGGGAGCGGUGGCAGGAGCGGUGGCAGGAGGGGAGGAGGGCGCGAUGCUGCUGUGGGGCAAUGGGCCACGCUUCUCCCUCACUCUCACAGUCUGCGAGCUCUCCGGGAAAGUGGCUGCAGCAGCUGCUGCUGUCGCUGCCGAUGGUGCAGCAGCAGUAGCAGCAACAGCAGGAGGAAGAGGCGGAGGGGAUCGUGGUGGCGGGGCUGUGGGUGUGGCCUCUUGUGUGGUGCUCGGGACAGCACAGCUGCACGUGGCGUAUACGGGAGUGGACGGCAGCGCAGGGGACGCCACCCCCUAUGCUGUGCUGUGGGGCAUGGGUCCGCACCGCCUGCCUGUAGUGCGCCGUGUGCCGCUCUCGCCCUCCUCCCUGCGCCCUGUCACCAUCUCCCUCGCCCUCGACUACCCGUCUACCUCGGGAUCUAUCCGCAUUCGCCUCUCUCCACCCUCCUGGCUGCCCACCCCUUCCCCCACUCCCUCACUCCCCUUCACUCCACCAUCCCUCUUCCCUCCUCCGCACCUCGUCCCCUCCCUCCUCGCCUCCUCCUCCUCGUCGUCCUCCUCUCCGCCCGCCCUCCCACGCGCGCCCCCCUCGUUCACGGGGCGCAGCAUCCGAGUGACAGUGGUGGAGGGCCGGCGCGUGUGGGAGAGCAGGGAUGGGAGAGCAACGGGCGUGGGCAUGGGGGGCAAGGGCGCAGGGGGAGGAGUGCCGGGGAUAGUGGUGGAGGUGGAAUAUGGCAAGCAAAGGGUGCGCACGAGGGCCAUUCCAGACACCAACCCCGUGUGGGGGGACGCGCUGCAGCUGCGCGAGGUGGCGGGGGCGGCACCCCUGCUGCACGUGCGCUGCCUCGCCUUCUCCUCGCUCGCUCCCUGGUCGCCCAUCUCCCUCGGCCACGCCUCUCUCUUCCUCCAGCCGGCAGCGCUACAGGGCGAUGCGGGGCUGUGGCUGCCCAUGGGCGGGGUGGGGGGCUCAGGGGACGUGCACCUCAUGCUGGCUCUCGAGCCACCGCACGCACAGGGGCUGGAGGCAGGCGCAGCAGCAGAAGCAGCAGUGGGAGGAGGAGGAGGGGGAGAGGGAAUGGCAGUGGAUGAUGGGCCGGGAGUGGAUGGCAGCACCAGUACUGGCAAGCGGCCAAGCAGUGUGCUCAGGGCCCUGUCACGCAAGGACCGUGCAGUGUCAUCGCGGCGGCUGCAGGUGACAGUGGUGGGCGUGCGUGGACUGGCAUCGCACCCUGCUGUUGUGGCCGCCAAGGGCAAGGCACCCGACACAUAUGCCACCGUGCGCUAUGGCGCUACCAAGAGGCGCACCAAGGUGGUGCAUCGCAGUCUAGCACCAGAGUGGCAAGCGCUCUUUGACCUGCCAGACACGGGAGAGGACCUCGAGGUCACAGUCAAGGAGCCCCACGGCCUUGCUCUCGCCCUCUCCACCACCCUCCCCCUCGGGUCGUGCCGUGUGGACUAUAGCGGCUUGCGCCCGGGGUCCUCCCAGGAGUUUUGGCUCCCCCUAGCUGGUGCUGACCACCCAGACUGUCUGCUCGGUGUGACUGUUGCCAUGCGCCAUGCUGCUCCCACUAUCACACCUGCCACGGCUGCUGCUGCUACCACUGCCGCUACCACUGCUGCUGCUGCUGCUGUUGUUGCGGGUGCUGCUGGGCCUUCUGCUGGGGCUUCAUCUGUUGCUGCAGCGGAGGGUUUGGGAGCAGGAGUGGGGGCAGGAGGAGGGGUAGCGGCAUCGGAUGACCCAAGGGCACAACAAGUGGCGGCAGUGUGCGAGAGGCUUACCACUGCCAUAGCGUCUCUCAAGGCCGCAACUUCUCAGCAGCCCUCAGAACCAGCUACAGCAGCAGCAGGCUCAGGAGCAGGUGCGGUGGGGGCAGCAGCGGCAGUGGAAGCAGUGGAGGCAGCAGCGCAGCAGCAGCAUGCGGCACUGCAGCAGCUGCUGGCAGACCGGGACCUGCUGCUGAGCCGAGUGCAGGAGCUGGACCAUGUGCUGGCUGCCGUGCUAGGGCCUGCUGCAGGCGCAGGGGGAGCGGGUGAAGGGGGUGCGGUGGAGUAG